This is a messenger RNA of Cladocopium goreaui, 702 nucleotides long. Lineage: Eukaryota; Dinophyceae; Suessiales; Symbiodiniaceae. The record is from the annotation of a GenBank genome assembly.
AUGGUACGCUGCUCUAUCGAGCAGCGGGAGGAGUGCCUUUGGGAUGCGGCACUCUUUGCGUUGUGGAACAUUACCUGGAUUUGGAUUCAGAUCCUCUUCACCGCCAGCUGGGAAUUUGCUGUGGCAUAUCUUGCUGCAGAAUGGUACCUGGAAGGUGGCUUUCAUGAAGAGAAUCACUUUCAGAAAGGCAAGAUUGGGCUGAUCCAGUGCUGCAGACAAUGCCAUGUCUGGUGGGCAUUAUUCCGAUAUCACUUCGGAACCAUGGUCAAAGCUUCUGUAUUCAUUGGCAUUCUGCGGCCAGUUCGCUUCGUCCUGGGCAGCUUGACAGCUGUCGCGCGGAUUGAAGCUAACCCAGUGGCAGGCAUCAUUCUCUGCUGCUGUGGCUGUCUCGUGGACGUGUACGAGCAAUAUUUCGAACGACUCUCAGCCAAUGCCUAUAUCGAGGUGGCCCUCUCUGGGGCAAACCUCGAGACAGCUGCCUUCGAAGCCGGCGAGGUCAGUGCGCGUCAGACCAACACGGCGAGCAAUUUGAAUGGUACGACAUUCAUCUUUCAGCUUGUGGGCUUGGCGCUCAUAUGGUGGGCGGGUUACUUCAUCAUGUGGAUGAGACUCGGCAUCUCUGAGUGCAGACUACACAUGGGUUUGAAAAUGAAGUCCUUAUACUUAUACCUAUGCCUAUACACCCUUUUAAUGGGAAAAUAA